GCUCAACAUUUUGCUCAGUGGGCUGUUGUCAUCCAAAUGCGUUAACCCUUUGACAGUUUUCCUGUCAAAGUGUUAUGUGAAAUAAAAAUUACAGUGGUGUUUGUUGCUAAUUCUAAAAUUUGACUCAAGAAUCUUUUAGAAAUUCCUUAGUGCAUUUUAUUCCCCAAAUUUGCAAAAAUGCCGGCACCUGCACCAGUCGCCGAAAAUGGGGCCCCCCGAACCGAGCUGCAGGAGCUCCAGCUCCGGGCUGGGCAAGUCACCGAUGAGUCUCUGGAGAGCACCCGGCGCAUGUUGGCACUAUGUGAAGAGAGCCACGAGGUCGGGAUGAAAACCCUGGUCAUGCUGGAUGAACAGGGCGAGCAACUGGACCGUAUCGAAGAUGGCAUGGACCAAAUCAACGCGGAUAUGCGAGAAGCCGAAAAGAACCUCACAGGGAUGGAAAAAUGUUGCGGACUUUGCGUUUUACCGUGUCAGAAAGGGUCGUCGUUCAAAGAGGACGAAGGCACAUGGAAGGGUAACGACGAUGGAAAAGUCGUGAAUAAUCAACCGCAGAGGAUGAUGGAUGAUCGUAACGGUCUAGGACCGCAAGGAGGCUACAUCGGUCGCAUCACAAACGACGCACGCGAAGAAGAAAUGGAAGAAAACAUGGGACAGGUUAAUACCAUGAUCGGAAAUUUGCGCAACAUGGCCAUCGAUAUGGGCUCGGAGUUGGAGAAUCAAAACAGACAGGUCGAUCGUAUCAAUCUCAAGGGCGAGUCCAAUGCAACGAGGAUAGAGGUGGCCAAUCAACGUGCCCACGAUCUUCUCAAGUAGACACACAACACAAUAACACUAAUAUUUUUACAGACUUUGAUUGCAAGCCUGAUCCGUUCCUAUUAUUUUUCUACAAUUGGAGAAUCUAUACUAUAAAAAACGAAAUUAAACGUUUUUGUUUAUUUUGAAGCAUAUUUGCUGUUGUUUUAGUGUGUAAAGUGUCGUGGGGUCGGAUCAGGUUGGGCUGUAGUUUUUUGUGAUGGGGCACACUGGUUAUAUGUUUGUUGGUUAGGGUGAGAGCAACGAAACGCGCAUUGCAGUGGCAAACCAGCGUGCCAACAAACUCCUCAAGUCCUAAGGGGAGUGGGACACAAGUCGCCUUUUAUACUCUUCUAUCAAUUCUCAAUGUUAUGGCUUAGUGUUAAUAGUUUACGAGUAUUACUAUAACAUUAUAAUGUAAUAGUUAAUAUUUAAAAAGGUCAUGGCCGGUUUUUGCUGCAUCCAGUAGAGCUAACCGUUUAUUGGCAAAAUUUUUCUAAAUUAAUUUAGCGUUAAUGAUGCAGUUACGUUCCUAAUUAUGCUCAUUUCGUACACUUGUGAACGCUUAACAUACACGUAUUAGCUCUUUGUAAAACUGUCUGUAGUUAGGAUGAAGCACAAAAUUUGCACUCUUCCUGGAUUAAAUCCCACGUUCAGCUCUUUUCAUGCAGGAAAAAAUCAGAUGUUACUUACAAAGCCGUCUCCUCGGCUGUUGGAUUUUCUCAAGGUGUGGUGCUAAUUUCCGGCGCUUAUACUUAGCCCUAGUACCUAACUUGUACCAAGUAUUCAAAUACUUACUAUAUGUGAUGUGAGUUUUUUUUUUGGAAGAUUGAAGUUGUUGAGUCCACAUUGUACAUAAGGUUGUCGCUGUAACUGUAUAUAUUGUUGGUAUAUGCACUAGAAUCACAAGGAACUUGCCCUAUCGGUAUCAUAUUUUCGAAAUUAUCAAAAAUUUCAAAUUGAUUUGUUGAAGGGUGAGUUCAGAACGAAUUGUUUUUGUUGAUGUUUGGAACAGUUUAUACAAAUUGUUAGGGGAACAGGGAAUGGAAGCCUGAAAGGCAUGUAGCCUUUUUUUCUAGUUAAAAUGCAAUCUCUGUGAUUAGUCAUAUCCAAAUUGUUCCCACACGGGUGUGAAUAUUUUUGUCUUGACAUCUUCCAUUAUUUAAAAGUUUUUGUUUUUCAUUAUGUACAGUAUUUAAGUUUUAGUGCUAGUUCUUUGAUAGUGUUAAGAAUGGACGA
Tribolium madens (black flour beetle) is the source of this 2031-nucleotide messenger RNA. It is a transcript of the gene Snap25, whose product is annotated as synaptosomal-associated protein 25. Bases 178 to 813 code for a protein of 211 amino acids. Gene Ontology annotation, molecular function: syntaxin binding; SNAP receptor activity. Gene Ontology annotation, biological process: synaptic vesicle priming; exocytosis; synaptic vesicle fusion to presynaptic active zone membrane. The record is from RefSeq and is a predicted model, not a curated record. Lineage: Eukaryota; Metazoa; Arthropoda; Insecta; Coleoptera; Tenebrionidae. Gene Ontology annotation, cellular component: SNARE complex; plasma membrane. The transcript has 7 exons.